CACACCAGUGCCAUGAGGGCUUUCGACGCCUCAUAUAUGGCAGGUGGCAUGGAUGCUUACGCUCUUCGUGACAACGGAUCCACACCCUCAAGCCCUGCUGAUUAUGAGGAUAUUGAAGGAGAAGACCAAGGACUUACCUUCAGCGAAGUAUCUGGUGGAGAACUCGGUCUCAGAAUCUUCGGAGCCAUUAUAUGUUCCAUACUUGUCAGCACAACUUUGAUUGGAAACAUUUUAGUUCUUGUUGUAGUCACUAAAUUUCGACGUCUACGGUCCAUAACCAAUCUCUUGCUCGCCAGUCUUGCAACUGCAGACAUAACAGUGGCAUCUCUAGUAAUGCCCUUCUCCAUUAUAUAUGACCUUGAUCGUCAGUGGAGAUUCGGACCCAUUGCCUGUCACCUCUGGAUAUCUUGUGAUGUAAUGUGCUGCACGGCUUCAAUACUUCAUCUAUGUUUUAUUGCCCUGGAUCGAUUUUGGGCCAUCACAAAGCCAUUUCGUUACCGCUCGCUCGUUUCCAGGAAACGCAUUGGCUUCGUUAUUGCCUUUGUGUGGAUGUGCAGUGCUGCAAUCUCCUUCAUACCUAUUUUCCUUGGCUGGUACAGUGACCAUCCCGUGAGCAUAUUUGAUCCAAGCACUCAGUGUUCCCUGACUGUGAAUCACAUCUAUGCCACAGUAUCUUCCCUGACGUCUUUCUACUUACCUUUGCCAAUCAUGUUCUAUGUGUAUUUCAGAAUUUUAAUGGUGGCUGAGCAUCAAGCCAGAGAAAUAAAGCAAUUAGAGAUAUCUCUUCAAGGAGCUGGAACCCAUGGAAUGAGGAGAAGUUUAAGAAGGCGAUCUAAGCAAGUUGUAACGGAUACCAAAGCCAUCAGGACACUAGGUAUCGUAAUGGGUGUGUUUUGUGUAUGUUGGUUGCCAUUUUUCCUUAUGUAUGUCAUCCUGGCUUACUGUACACACUGUUCUCUGAGUUAUGAAAUCCGUAGCGCUAUCACGUGGCUUGGAUAUUUCAAUUCCUCAUUCAAUCCUUGCAUUUAUGCUUUCUUAAAUAGAGACUUCAAAGAAGCAUUCCGCGUAGUUUUAUGCUGCAAACACCAUAAUGGAGGAAUAGAUGAGACAAGCACUGGUGGUGGCAAGAACCACCUGCGAAUGGACAGACUCAAUGUGGAAGCCAUCACACCAGAAGCGAGGACACCUUGUCUCAGUCCCCAAAUCGAUCACGUCUCCUGGCCAUCUGGCGAAGUAGUCUACGACCAAAACCACCAGCAAUCCUCCACUUUACUAACUGUGCCAGGCGCUAGAAAUCACACAAACGAGCACUUCCUUUGA
Molecule: messenger RNA, 1320 nt
Organism: Argiope bruennichi
Lineage: Eukaryota; Metazoa; Arthropoda; Arachnida; Araneae; Araneidae
Product: beta-2 adrenergic receptor-like
Exons: 2
Coding region: 13-1320 (435 amino acids)
Biological process (GO): adenylate cyclase-activating adrenergic receptor signaling pathway
Cellular component (GO): membrane
Molecular function (GO): neuropeptide Y receptor activity
Source: RefSeq, a predicted model, not a curated record